UCUGUGAUCGCAAAAGGCAUUUUGAUAGAUUUUAGUUUAUUCUUGGUCAAAAUAAAUAAAAAAUGGCACCAAGGCGAGGUGCAAGAGUUGUAAAAGUUGAACAAGCUAUAGAUUACGAUAAUCUGACAGUGAAGGAAGUGUUAUGUCCUAUAUGCCGAAGUAUUUUGAUAGAGCCAGUGACGCUUCCCUGCAAUCAUGUAUUCUGUUCAUCAUGUUUUCAAGGCACUAUGGAAAAUGCAAAUCUGGUGUGCCCCCUUUGUCGAGUGAGAAUUGGUUCUUGGUUGAGGACUUGUAAAAAAGAUAAUAAACUAAUCAACCUAGAUUACUGGAAUGCCAUUAAAAAGUUGUUUCCAGAACAAAUAAAAAAUAAACUUGAUGGUAUUGAAGAAAACCUAGACUACGAAGAUCCAUUGAUUCAAUUAGCUAAGCCUGGAGAACUGAAGAAGGAAUAUGAAACUCAAAUGAAAAAAGAAACUGAAUCAUUCAAAAGGGAAAGGGAAGCUGAGAUUAAAGCUAGUGAAGCUCUGAUUCAGAAAUUAAAUGAAGAAGAGGAGUAUCAAAGAAUAAUAGAAGAGGAAAAAUUGAGAUUGGACGAAGAAAUUGCCAGAAAAUUAGCUGAGGAGUUAAAUACCGUUAACAAUCAGAAAAGUACAGAAAUACCUUGUUCCCAAAUGAAAUCAUCAAAUAAUAAUAAUAAUUCAAAAAAGAGUGGUCCAUUAGAUAGGUUCUUACAGAAUGAAAGUAUUAAAAAUCAAUCAAUUCCACCAAAACAAGAAAAGGAGAAAAAAAUCAAUUAUGCUACGAAAGAUUAUACUUGUCGUAUAUUAUGUCAUGAUAUAGGAAAUGAUUAUGAAACAAUGGGUAAAAGUAGAGAUGAAGAUAUUCAUCCACUCACUUUGAGUAUGCUGAAUCAAAAAAUGAGUUUGGAACUUCAACAUGUUUUGGACUUGGGUAAUCAUAGUGAUAGCAGUGAUUCAAUAGAAUCAGAGUGCCGCUAUUUCAAGCCAAUUGAUUAUAGACGAAGUCUUCCUUGUCAAAAAACUAUCCCAAUAAGAGUUCCAGCUGUUAGAGCAGAAGUGAAAACUAACAAUUUGAGUGCUCCAAAAGGCCAGAAUAUGCUCAAGAAUGAUCCCUUGAACUCAGCCUUUGCUGCAUUUGGAAAACUUUCUUUGGGAGAGAAAGAACAAACAAGUUGUAAAUCAGUAAAACCAAUGACCAAAGUUGGUAGUCUUUCUACAGAAAAGAAUCAAUUGAGGAGCCCUGAAACGAAUAAGAAAAAUGUGAGUCCAGGAAAAAAAAAGAAAAACAAUUUUAUACAACCAGUUACAUCUAAGGGACCCUCAACUCGACAAAAAGUUAACCAAAAUAAAAAUGAAACGCAAAGCAAGGCUAAUAUAUUGGUGAAACGGAAGUUGUCUAAUAAUUCUCCUGAUUUUGUUUCUCCAAACAAAAGGAUCAAACCAGAUUCGAGUUUUGCUAGAUUUCUGGACUCUCCAAGUUCACCAUUCAAAGGAUUUGGUAAAAUGGAAAUGGACGUAAAACUACCUCAAAAAAGACUAACCAGAAACAAUAAAAUUGAAGAUGUGAAUCUGGAAAAUAUUAUUGAUUCAGAUAAAGUCAAAUUACAAGUAAAAUCUGAUUAUGAAUUAGCUAAAAAGUUACAGGAACAUUUCAAUAGCUCAAGUUAUUCAACACGAAGCUCUGCGCCAAGGAGAGGUAAAAAAGUUACUAAACAAGCAACACUUGAUAGUAUGUUAUGUAAACAAUCAAAGUUUAAACAUUAGUUUUGAUUUUUUAUAAUUUGUUUUAGUUUUUUUCAUAAAACUGUUUUGCUUUUUGUAUACCAAGUAUACUUAUACUUCAGAGAUUUUAUAAAAUAAAUGUUAAUCUUUUUUCAUGCCGAUUGAUAGGUGAUAUUGAAUUAGGCAUAGGUUACCGAAAAUAUUGCAAGUCUCAUGAAUAUUGAAUAUCAGAUAUAGAAGGUGUUCUACUCACAGCCCACUUAAAGUAGCCAGACAAACUAAUGAGAUUUCUUUCUGAAAAUCUGAGGAUCAUAAUGAAUGGCCGGGAUCUAUUCAACCAAUAUGUUCUCAUCUCAGUGGUACUUCUGGUUAUACUGCAGGUUAUUAUUUCAAAUGGGAUACCCUAUAUUUGAAAACAGUUUUGGAUUCCUCAUAAAAUUUCAACUACAGUUUAUUUGAACUUCUCCUACCCUAACCACAAGGUUCUGGAGAUAUUAAUUCAUUUUGUCUCAAAUUAUGAAUGAGUUAAAAUAAUUUCUUGAAAAUCUCCAGAUUUAGGAAUAGGGUGUAAAAUAUUGUUAGAUAGAGAUUUAAUUGUCCUUUUUGAUGAUUGUAAAAAAAAGGUUGUUCUUUUUGAAAAAAAUGAACUUUUUCCUGUUUACUACUCUUAGAGUCAAUUUUGAACUUCUGCAGAACAUUCUCAUUAAUCUAGCCUAGACAACAAGUACAAUUUAGAGAGUAUUCUCUGAAGAUAGUAUAAUUUUCAACUUCUUUAUUCAAGACCAUCCUCAUGUCAAGUUUACAAAUCCCAAGAACCUUGAGGUGGGCAUGGGGAAGUUAAAAAAAACAUAGUUUAAAUUUUGUGGUGAAUCUAAAAAUGUUUUAAAAUAUAAAGAAAUAACAAAGUUUGGCUCUACUUGCACUAUAACCUGGAUGAACCACAGAGACAGGAAGAUUUGAGAAUAAUAGAUCCUGCUUAUUCAUUUUGAUCCUCUAAAAUCCUAUUAUAAAAUAGGAUUUUAGAUAAUAAUAUCUAGAUACUUCUAAUGGGUGCUUUGAGUGAAACACCUGUAAAGAAGAUGGAAAUAACAUUGCAAAGAUUGAAAAAAAAUUUUAAUAAUUGUGGGGAAUAUUCAAUUUUGUGUCAUAUACAGAUUAAAUAUAACUGAAGGGGAGAGGAAAAUGGACAGUUAAUGAUAAGAAUCUCAAACAAUGAAUUUACAUGAAGUUUUAAAAUUUAAAUACAAUUAUUUCACGUCAGAUAUUGAUCCAAAGUAUCUAUAUCCCCUUAGCUUAGAUUUUUCAUCUCUGAUACUAAAUUUGAUCGUUGAUUUCAUCAUUUUAAAAAUAUUGAAACUAUUCAAGAGAUUUCAAUUUUGUUCGAAACCUUGUUAAUUGGUUUGUCGAUGCUCAGACAUAUUGAACAUUUCUUGUAAUAUGAAAUUAAAUUCAAUUAUUAAUUUAUAAUGUACAAUGUUUUAAUUGCUGCAAUAUUUCAAGAACAAGAACUAGUUUUCCCCCAAAUUUCAUGUCCCAAAAUUAAGAGGAUGCUCUUAUUUGUAUUGUAACAUUAUUUCUUGAACAUAAAUGUGUAUUCUGGUUUUUUAUUCCCAGAAAAUAUCUCAUUAUUACUCAAUAUUGUUGGAAUUUGAAAUGCCAGUCUUAAAUGGUUUCUGAGGGAUCUGAGCAUUGUACUCCAUAUUGGGUGAUACUUUUUGUGAUCCACAAAUCUUUCAUGUUAAGAAGAUAUAUUGGUCUCCAUGUAAAAAUGUAAAUAUCUGGACAUUAUGUACAUACUUUGUUUCAUCUCAAAUAUUCAGUUUGAGGCGACUCUGAAGAUAUUUUAUUAUAUCAUAUCAAGCUACUGAUAUUGCUUAACAGCUAUUAUGCCUAUAUUUUGUUAUUAUUUUUUCUACAAUUGAUUAUUAACUGUGUUAGAAUUGGCCAUAAAUCUGUUGAUAUGUGGAGUUGAAAAAUCAAUAAUUUCUAUAGUGUUAAGGUACUAUAGUGAUGUUUUAUUUUGGAAUAAAAUGUUCUGAAAAU
Messenger RNA from Coccinella septempunctata (seven-spotted ladybird), 3785 nucleotides. RefSeq names its product E3 ubiquitin-protein ligase RNF169-like. Gene Ontology annotation, cellular component: site of double-strand break; nucleus. Gene Ontology annotation, biological process: double-strand break repair. Gene Ontology annotation, molecular function: nucleosome binding; ubiquitin-protein transferase activity. Bases 63 to 1784 code for a protein of 573 amino acids. The transcript is spliced from 3 exons. The record is from RefSeq and is a predicted model, not a curated record. Lineage: Eukaryota; Metazoa; Arthropoda; Insecta; Coleoptera; Coccinellidae.